This is a messenger RNA of Parnassius mnemosyne (clouded apollo), 1035 nucleotides long. NCBI's taxonomy places the organism in Eukaryota, Metazoa, Arthropoda, Insecta, Lepidoptera, Papilionidae. The record is from the annotation of a GenBank genome assembly.
AUGCACUUGGGAUGGGAGAAAACUUUCGAAAAGAUUUACGAGCACUACUGGUUCGAAGGCAUGUCGAAAUAUGUGAGGAAAUUUAUGGACAACUGCAUCAUAUGUAAAGUAGCGAAGCCCCACCCGGGCAAAGUUCAUGCAGAACUGCACCCGAUUCCCAAGUUCAAUAUCCCGUGGCACACAAUCCAUAUUGACGCUUCUGGUAAAUUAUCUGGGAAGAACGACAUCAAGGAGUACGUGUUUGUCAUAUUAGAUGCGUUUACCAAAUUUGUGCUACUUCGUCAUUCGCUAAACAUCGACACAAAUAGUAGUAUUCGUGCUAUUAAUUUCUGUAUAGCUCUGUUUGGUGCACCGAAACGCAUAAUAGCAGAUCAGGGUCGUUGUUUCGCUAGCAAAGAUUUUUCUAGUUUCUGCACUUCUAAUAACAUAGAGUUGCACUUGAUAGCUGCUGGAGGCAGUCGUGCAAAUGGUCAGGUCGAGAGGGUAAUGAGUACGCUUAAGAGUAUGUUAACAGCGGUAGAGGCUAGUCGUGACCGCUCUUGGCAGGACGCAUUAGGAGAGGUUCAGCUGGCUAUGAACUCUACUGUUAAUAGGGUGACUAAAUAUAGCCCUCUAGAGUUGAUGAUAGGAAGGGUAGCACGACCGCUUAGUUUAGUGACCGCUGAUGAUGAUGAUGUGACUGAAGUUAACUUGGAUGAGAUCAGAGAGCACGCGACACAGAAUAUAAAAAAAGAUGCCAAUUAUGAUAAAAAUCGAUUUGACCGAAAUAAGGCUCGGGUUUGUAAGUUAGCUAUCAAUGAUUACGUUUUAAUUGAAAAUGAGGAGAGGAAUCAAACGAAAUUAGAUCCCAAGUUUAAAGGUCCUUUUAAGAUUAUCGAUGUGUUAGAUGGGGAUAGAUACCUACUAAAAGCGCUUGACUCUAAGCGAACCUACAAAUACCCCCAUGAUCGUGUGAGGAAGGUCCCCGAUCACCAAGUUCCUCGAGAAUUAGACGUCAUAGUUGAUGACAGUGAUAGUGAAACCAAAUCUAAUUAA